GUGUGUCUGACAGGCUGCUCCAGAGACCUGAUGGUGCGGGUCGACCAGCUCUGUUCUAAGCACAACAUCAAAGUCUUUUGUGGGGACGUCUACGGUUACUAUGGCUACAUGUUCUGCAACCUCGGACAGGAGCACAACUACGUUGAGGAAAAACCAAAACAGGCGAAACCAACUGGAAAUUCGACAGAAGAUGGUCCAGAGGCAAAAAAAGCCAAAGUUGACCCCAAUGAGACCACCAUGGUUAAAAAGACGGCCAGUUUCUGCACCCUGAAGGAGGCGCUGGAGGUCGACUGGACGACCGAUAAGGCCAAAGCCGGGUUGAAGCGAACACCAGUGGACUACUUUAUGCUUCACG
Molecule: messenger RNA, 355 nt
Organism: Plectropomus leopardus (leopard coralgrouper)
Lineage: Eukaryota; Metazoa; Chordata; Actinopteri; Perciformes; Serranidae
Source: RefSeq, a predicted model, not a curated record